Molecule: messenger RNA, 3496 nt
Organism: Paramuricea clavata
Lineage: Eukaryota; Metazoa; Cnidaria; Anthozoa; Malacalcyonacea; Plexauridae
Source: the annotation of a GenBank genome assembly
AUGGCCGCUUGCUGGCGAAAGUUGUUUAAGAUUUCGCCACAAAUACUGCGCGUUUCUUGCACGUUCUCUUCGAUAUUUCAACCCAAAAACAUUCUAGUUGAAAACUAUAGAUCUUUUUCUUCUACGGUGAGUAAAAACACGCGUUUUUAUCCACAAGUUUCUUCAUAAAUCUAAACUAAAAUUGGUCCAGUAGUGGUAGACUGUUGUGCUAUAUUCAUAUUGUACAGUUGUAUUCUAGUUUGUCAAUGCAUUGUUUGUGUAAUUUAGGUCAGGAAUACGGCAAACAACAGUCUUUGCAGGAUUCAAAGUCGACUCCCUUAUCGUAAUUAUGGUAUGCUUGCAUUUUUUUGAUGUCUUAUUAUAAACUAUUAAUUUUCCCUUCAAUUCUCAAAGCAGAUUUCCACAUAUCACCACAACACCCUCAUUUUGUAUUUUCUCUUUUUCCAGAUAAUAUAUCAUUCACCAGCAAACAUCAAGCCAUUAAGCAACUCAGUUAUCAUACUAUAUCCCCAAAGUAUGCUGUGAAACCUACUCUACUCCUUCAAACUCCAGCCAAGACAAGCGUUCGAACAUUGCCAACUUUGAAUCAAAUCCAGCGCGGAAAACGAAAGACGAAAAAACGCAAACAGAAAUCAAUGGUAGCUAAAGUUAGCCAUAUUCUAAAAGGGCCACAACGCAAAGGCGUGUGUGUGAAAGUCUUCAUCCGUAAACCAAAAAAACCAAACUCUGCUAAUAGAAAAUGUGCAUUACUAAGACUUAACAAUGGUCAGACUAUCAUAGCUUAUAUCCCCGGGGAGAAGGCAAGCCUACAGGAACACGGUGUAGUCUUGUUUGAAGGAGGGAGGGUACAAGAUUGUCCCGGGGUUAGGUAUAAAAUAAUCCGUGGAAAAUAUGAUGUAAAUUAAAGGAAACUUUUUGAUGUAUCCAGUGUGAUUUAUUUGUCUCUAAUGGCCCAGUUUUAAUAUCGACAUUGUUUUAUAUUAAACUGUCUAAAGGUAAAACUCAUUUUCCACUGUGCGAAUUUGUUCGCGCAAAGCGACUUUCCUUUGCAUCGCUUGCGCUGAGAAGCAAGCAUUUCAUUUUGAAUUCACGCGCGUCAGAGCAGGUGGCCUUCUCGUAUAAGCAAAUACUUGAUUGUAUAGCAGGUCGCUGAGCUACGGACGAGAUACAGACAAUAAUACUACUAGGACGUUAAAAUAUGAACCUCGAAGAAACAACUCGAUGUCACAUGAAGAUGCCGAGAAAAAGAUUUUUACGGAUUUAUGUCAUCAUCAUCAUGACCAUUACUGGUAACUAUGAAUGUUUAAUUAAAUACAUAUUCUUGAAACUAUUGCUGUGAUCUAAUAUCGCAAAUAUGACAUGUAGGUUAUUCCGCGCUAAUACAGUAUUUGCAGUGAAGACUCCAUUUUCAGUAUACAAAUUAACAGAACGAGAAUGAACUCGGUGCAGAUACUGAUCUUAUUGGAUUGGCGCAGAAGACUGCCAACAUCAGUGAUCAGUAUUGACAAGCAAAUUCUAUCAGUUCUAAUAUACAAGAUUACUACAUAAAAUAUAUACAUGAAAAUAAUUCACACCGCAAUUUUCCCUACUCCAAUAAGUGCAGCUUGAACUAGUGUUUGUUACACGACAGUGAAACUAUGGCUAGGUUUCUUCUAUACUGGAUAAUUUUCCGUAGCGGCGCGAAAAAGCACCUAUAUCCGAUACGGAAUGUACAACUUUCUGACUUUCACUCUCCGUUGCAACAAUUCCUCUGAAAAUAGCGUUUCUAUAAAAGGUAGGGAUAGGUGUUUUUCCACGUCGCUACGGAAAGUUAUCUACUCAGUGUAACAAGUGGCCUUAUACCUUUACGAUCGUAUUAGUAUUUGACUGUUCCUAGCAAGAGUUAUGUUUACAUUAACAGUCAUUGUAAACGGAGAUUGUUUUGAAAACAAAGGACAGGUAUCGAAACACACGAGUGAUUUUAUGCAAUAAGUUUAACGAAGCAGAACUACCAGUCACUUCUUAACGCAUGAGAUCUCGCAUCUUGCUUUGUUUACAAUGCCCUGCACUUUUUAAUAACUACAGGAAAGAAAACACUUCCUUUUGUAAACGUUGGGGAAGUUUAUGCGAAUAAAACAUAACACACACAAAAUAAAAACAUAUCAUAUUAACAAUUUUUUUCAGUGCUAGUUGUCACAAAAGCGAACUUUUCGAUAAAACUCGCUUUCAAGACCUUUCAAUCCCCAUUGGCUCACGGCGCUCAAGAAACCGGAAGAUGGAGGGCUCCAGUUCCACGAUACUAGAUUCUCUAGUCACAACAUGGAAUUUAACCGUUUCAGGAAACACGUCACGAGACAAAAAUUCCCUAGGGGAAAAGGUAUUUUUGAGAGGAGAUUACUCCUAAGUGGCAUUAUUGCCCAUGUGGUGCCAAGUGAAUCCGUUAUCGUGGAACCGGAGACAACCAAUGUUGUUUUGUUCUUUACAGUGUCAAGGUUAAUUUACCUCUUCAUUAGAUGUUCAGGAGAAUUCUGUAAUAUAUAUUCUCUAUUCGAAAAUGCCACAAUGAAAUCUUCUUUUCCAAUUUUUCCUUAGGAUUUUUUACAGCCCUGCUGAUGAAAUGGCAGAUGUUUAAAACAGUCAGAAUCAAUACUCUUGCCGAAAACCCAAUGUCGUUGAUUGUCAAUGAAAAAUACGAUAUAGGUCAGUUAAAGUAGAGCGCAUGAGAGUGCGCGACCCAACACUUCAUGUAUUUUAUUUAAGUCAAAACAUAGUAGGAACACUCGUCAAACCUCUAUUUUGUUAAUCUAGAGCUUCAAAUGUCCCCUGAAGGAAAAAAAACAAAGGAUUAUAAAUUAUCACGCAGGGGCCGCGGAAGCAUUUCAAAAGUCAAGGGGUAUUGGCCAAAAGGGGAACUUUUGUAUAUGACCAAAAUCAAACGAUUUUGUCAGAAAAAAGGGCACUUUUUUCACUUUUGAAAAAAGAAAAAGUGGGAGGGCACAUGCUCCCAUUGCCCCCCCCCCCUCCGGUUCCGUGGCCCCUGUUUCACGAGUGUGUUUUGGUUCACGAAAGCGUGGUCAAUAUCAUAUAGAUAGAGCAAAUAGCAUAUAGUUUUUUACUCCAAAAAGUUCCACUACAGCCUGUUUGAUCCGAAAGGAAUCACCAGGAGCCUCCGUAACAAAUAGCAAUGCAUGACUACUGCCAACUCACAAUACGUGAUCGCUGGAAGGCUCAUGAAACAUUAUACCUUGUACACGUCACUAAGUAAAAUAUUUUGAACACAUUUCAGGGCGUAUCCUGACACAAAAAACAACAUGUUUCCUUUGCGAGAAUGAGGAUUAUGGCAAAAAAUGGAGACGGUUAAUGAAAGAUGAAUCAUGUCAAAAUGCGAUGUUCCAACGUUGUUUUAGAAAUUUCACAAAAUAUCGCCGCAGUUCAACAAGAGUUGCGUCUAUCGUACGAAGAUGCCGAUUGGACGAUUGUGAAUGUAACAAUAUGGAAUCACGUGACUGGUGCAUGA